AUGCUUGAUCCAGCAAAAUCACUUAUUGAAAAGGCAAAGGAAAAUGGUGUAUCUCUAUUUCUUGCUGUUGAUGUUGUGAUAGCAAAUAAGUAUUCAGCUGGUGCUAAUCGCAAGGUUGUUCCAGUUGGUGUUUGCAAUUGCGAAUAUCCCUUCACAAUUGCGAAGGCAACAGUGAUUUCGGAGCUAGUGGCUGAUCAGAGUUUGAGGGUGCUGCCUUUAGUUCAGGAGACCCAAGGUGUCGAGUCUAUUACAGCUGUUGAAAAAGUGGGGCUUGCGGACAAGAUGAGCCACAUUUCAAUGGGAGGGUUUGCCAGUAAAGAGCUUCACAAGGGGAUACCGCUUCAUAGGGUGCUUGCACUUGAUGAUGAUGCUUGA
Nicotiana tabacum (common tobacco) is the source of this 375-nucleotide messenger RNA. Lineage: Eukaryota; Viridiplantae; Streptophyta; Magnoliopsida; Solanales; Solanaceae. The record is from RefSeq and is a predicted model, not a curated record.